Molecule: messenger RNA, 4275 nt
Organism: Peniophora sp. CBMAI 1063
Lineage: Eukaryota; Fungi; Basidiomycota; Agaricomycetes; Russulales; Peniophoraceae
Source: the annotation of a GenBank genome assembly
AUGCUCCCGGGGCCCUCCCGCAACACCCAGCCGUCGCCGCCGCCCAUCUCCUCCCCACACCCGACGCGCAGGGCGUCCUACACUUUAUUAUCCACCCCGUCCCCGCUCGAGCAGCAGGACCCCUUCGACGCCCUGCCCAGCCCACCACCCGAGUCGUCGCUCAGAGCUGUGGAGCGGAGAGAAGAAGAAGAGCGGCCACUGGACAUGGACAUUCCGCUCGUCGAGCAGGCCAUAUUGUCGCUGCCCGAGCUGCCGGAGCCGAUGCCGAGCAUACCGCCUCCGCCGCCGAGCGACGCGGUGGCCGAGACGGUCGCCGAGGGCUACGACGGUGCGGCCUUUGACGCCGAGAACCUGUCGCCGCUGGAGAGGAUAUAUCUGUUCAGCCAGUCCAACGCGCAGUUCCACAGAGCGUACAUCGCCCGGGCGUUGCCGAGCAUCCUGCCGAGCGUGGACGCGCUGGACGCGGCGGAGUAUGUGCUGCCGCUGCUGAGCGGGCUGGCGAUGGACGAGGACGAGGGCGUGAAGGAGGCGUUUGCGCUCGCACUCGGUGACGUCGUCUGGUGGUUCGCCAGCCACUGCAGGAUCGUCGCGGACGACGACGAGGACGCAGGGGACGAGCCCAGAUUCCUCGUCGGCACGUUCACGCCGAUCAUUGGCACUUUGCUCUUGUCCGCCGCUCCCGUGGGCGCGGCGACGCGUGCGGCCGUCGUCGAUGUGCUCAAGAAGCUGAAGGAGAAUGCGCACGUGAUGGAGGGCAGGGAGAGGGAGAGCGCGAUGCUCGUCGACGAGUUGAUGCAGCAGGUCGUCGUCGGCAUCGGCCGGCUGGACGUCGCCGACGCCGAAGAGGACGGGCAGCAGGGCACGGAGGAGGAAAUUGCAGAGCAGGCAGAGACGGCCGCCGUCGGCCGCAGGAGCAGUAUGACGCUCAUGGCCGCCGUCGCGGCCGCAGACCUGGUUCCGCAACCGCUUUUGGCAGACUUUGUCGACGAGGUCUCGCGCGUCGGCAGGGAUACCAUCUUUUGGAUCCGCAAAGAGGCCGCCUUUGCGCUCGGUGCACUCGCAAAGAUCGUACCUCAGACAUCGAUCACUGGCGAAUUCCUCCCGCUCUUCGAUUCUCUGGUGCAAGACGAGGCCUGGCAGGUCCGACAUGCCGCGCUUUUUGCACUCUCUGCUUUGCUUGCUCGUCUCGAUGCACCGACACGGAAAGCGCUCACUCUUCGAACUGUUCCUGCUCUCGUGCAAGACCCGUCUGCACCAGUCCGGGUGCGCACAUUCGAAUGCCUCGGCGAAGUCAUGUACACAUUCCGCGACGAUCCGGGCGGACCACCGCCUGAAAUUCUCGCCCUUUUCCUCAAUACCGAAGAUGAGGAGGAUUCCGACGACGACAAGCCGCUCAGCGUGCCUAUCGCAAAUCGCCUUCUCGCCAGCGCCACAAAGAAUCUACUGCCUACCCCCAGUCCUACUCCGCCGAACAACGACGGUCCCCGUGCUCUGAUCUGCGCAUUCAAUCUCCCCGCCGUGGCUCUCACCCUGGGACCCGCACGGUGGCCCGAACUCCGCCCACUACACACUCGGCUGUCAACCGCCCGCGCACUACCCGUACGCCGCUCCCUAGCGGCCGGUGCAGGCGCACUCGCAGGCGUCCUCGGACCACAAAUCGCACGAGAAGAUGUCCUUCCCAUGUGGAUCGCCAGUUUACGUGCAGACGAACAGGGUGUGCGCUCCAAAGCCAUCGAAGCCGCCCCGGCGCUAGCAUCCGUCCUCGGCCGCGGUGAUGUGGUCCGCGCGCUCGAGAGCGCAUGGGACGCACGCGCGUUGGGGUGGCGCGAGCGCGAGGCCGCACUGUUGGGCGUCAAAGCUAUGCUUGAUGCCGAGAAGGGUCGGGAUGAUCAUUCGUGUGGUGAGCGGGCCGAGGACGACGAGGACCUCCGUCGGCUUGCCCGUGCCGCGCUCGUGGACGACACCGCCGCUGUGAGGACAGCGGGCGUCGGGAUGCUUCCGUCCGCCGUGCGAGCUCUGGGGACGGGUCCCGCUGGACGGGCGCUCCGGGAGGAUGUCGCGGCGCUUGCGUCGAGCGGUGUCUUUCGGCAGCGGAUGACGUUCGUCGCGUGUUUCAAGGAGCUUGCGUCGGUGGACGGGACGGUCGAUGCGAGGUUGUGGGAUGCGAUCGAGCCUCUUGCUGUGGACGCGAUCGUCGACGUAAGGAUCGGUGUCGCCCGUGUGGCCGGCAUGUUGUGCGACACAGAACCUCGCGCGGCGGCGCUCGCGACACAUCUACGCUCCGACAGCGAAUCGGGCGUGCGCGCGUUUGUGCCCGUUGAUAUUCCCACUUCAAUAGCACCGAGACCGCACGAGAGGACAGCGCUGGAUGAAUAUCCCUUCGCGACGUUCUCUUUGCCACCACCGCCUGCGCCUCCACCACCCGAACCCGAGGAACCGCUACCAGAUCCUGAGCCUGAGCCCGAACCUACACUAGAACCGACUUUGCUGCCUCAACCCGCACUAGAACCACCAAUACAGCUCCCACAACCGCAGCCUUUGAGAGCACGCACACCCUCGUUCUCGAUCGCUAUUCCCGCCAGGACAGACUCGCCGUUCAGACCGCAGGCCGAUGGUAUACUCAGGCAACGCUCGGACUCACCGACUGGGCGCAGGGCAGGUUCGCCGUUACGAAGAGCGGAUUCGCCGUUGCGGAGGGCAGACUCGCCAUUACGAAGGCCGGACUCGCCACAUCGGAGACCAGAGUCGCCGCGGGUUGCACACGCAGACUCGCCUCUCAAGCCACUGUCGGAGUCGCCUUUGCUACAACGAACAAUGAGCUCCGAUUCCCCCCGCCGCUCAUUGUCGCGUUCGCCGCACUCUGGCACGAGGAGGUUAAUGGCGUUGACUUCCGCUCGAGGAGAGUCUCCUGGUGUACUCGGACAGCUCUCCCCGCCGCCGUUGCUGUCUCCACCAAUCUUGAGAGGUCCGCCGAGUCCUGGGUCGAAUAUCCCUGCACCGUGGAGUCCUGCCGCUGAGGGUGCGCCUGGUAUAGGCUGGCCUGAGGCUGCUGGGUGGCCGAUUGCGAGUGGCGCAACGUGGCCGAAUUUGACGCCGCCGAUCACUGUGACGGAUAAGUCGUCGUAUGGGUUCGAGGAUGCGGUAGCGUUGCGGCCAGCUGAACCUGCUUCGACGAUGUCGCUGCCGCAAAGUACAGCGCCACAUGUGGAUGAGCCGCCAUCGCCGGCGUCUUUGCCGAGUGAAAACACUGUAGCGCCGCCAUCAUCGUCACAACCUGCACCAGCCGCACCGUUGCCUUCGGGAUCUGGUUCCCAGCUACCGGCUCCUCCAAGUGAGGUACUUGCCCGCGAAACCGCGCCGACGCCGCCCGCACGCCCGUCAUUAGUAUCGCAAGCUACUGCGCGUCCGGCAGAUCCUAGCACCGUUCUUGCACGAGAGGCUGCCCCUACACCUUUACCGACUUUGGCGUCACCUGCGGCAGCGAGCGGAUCGCGGUCGGCAUCAUCACUCGAGGUCAAUGCACCGUCCUCACCUCGCGUUCCGCUCACCAAGACGCCCGAACGACCCGCACCGACACCAGUGCCGACGGUCAGCUCAAGCUCGCAUGGUUCGACGCCGAGCACAACGAGUACCAGCACAGCGAGUUCAUCCGCGGUGUCGAUCAGUACUGCUGCGAGUAGUGUUAGCUCCUUUGCCAGCGAUCCUUUGCUCCCCAUCAAGGAGGGCGGCCUCGAGAUCCCGCGUAUUGGAGACAGAGGGGAGUCGGACGUGACGUUAGUCCCGGAGGUGGGGAGCACAGACGCUCUGGCGACUACGCCGGUGAGGAAGGCGGUUGAUGCUCCCAUAAGCGCGCCUUCCUCGCCCCACGCUUCAACUUCUGCACCGGCUGCCGCUACACCGCCUCUGCCCAUCGCUUCUGGCUCGUCAUCUUCUAAGCUGCCUGGACUCGCAGCUCUCAUCUCGCCGAUAUCGAAGAUAUCAGGCGGCCAUCCUCUUGCGGCUUUACCAGCAGCUGUGCCAAGUCCUGGCCCCGUAACACCGCUCAAGGACGUUUCUUCUCCCGCACAACCCGCUCCCGCGUCCACCCUUGAGGCAGAACCCUUGGCGCAACGGCCAUCUGUCGGCGCUUCGAAGGAACCCUGGCAGAAGUUGGCUGGCGGUUCGCAAGCGGAAGCGACCGUGCCCGUGACGCCCGUGACGCCAACACAGGAGCGCGGUCCCAUCUUCGAGCAUGCUCUCGAGUCUCCUUCAUCUGGCAGGCGGCUGGGCUCAUAG